CCUGAGAACUUCCCGUGCAUAGACUUCUCUCAAGCUUGUCAUGACCAGCACAAGGGGGGCCGGUUACAAUUACUCGUCAAGUACUUUGCUGUACAAUCAUUGAGUCCUAUUCUGAGCGAGCAAGGCAUUUCAAGCCUCACCCUCCCUUUCUCACGCAGAAGCUGGCCAUGCUCUGUUCAGCUACUUAAGUUACGUGACCUAGGGUCUCGCUCUUACUCUCAGCUCGCUUUUUCGUUGAGUUUUUUUCGCCCCCCUUCUCUUCCAACGCUAGUUCAUUGUGAUGCUGACCUUCUUCAAGUCCGCUGGUGUUCGCGUUUCGGCCUCGACCGCUGCAGAGCCAGCCAAGGUCGAGCAGGCAGAUGAAGCCGCCCUCGCAGUUCCGGUGCCAGAUACAUCUGAAUCUGCAGCCGCAGAAGUUGCUUCUGUCCAUUCAGCAAACUCUUCCUCUUCCUUGAGUUCAUCCUCCCACACAGAUGCCUAUGGAGCACCCUCGGGUCAUGCUACUCCUCAAGCAGCCAGUGGGUCGCUCACGCCCGUGCACCCCAAGUCUGCGCCCUUGCCACAGUCAUCUGUGCAGUCGCUUUUAGUGCCUCCUAGUCCUGGGCAAGGUACUACCGCUGAAUCCACGAGCAACUCCACUCCGGAGGUGCUAGGCGCGAGCCCUUACCCCAACGCUAAGACCGGGAAGGAUCCUGUCCGUUUCUCCUUCCGUUCAUUUUCCUUCUUGCGCUCCGAGUCAAAACUUACUCAGCCGGAGCGCAAGCCUUCCCACCACUCCGAACCUAUUCACACACAGCCCCCCGUGCUAUCCAAGGUGCAUGAAAAGGAGAAGAAAUCACGUGCGAGCAAGGCAUUCACGGUUCGCGCGCUGCAGUCCAAGACUUCUGAUAAGCGUGCCAGGGACACCGCGGCGCUGGUUCGUUCCGUCAUUGUGGGGGACCAUGAGAUAGCCCUGGAUAGCAGAGUAAAGAAGUCGAAACCACUCACUAAAUCUGACCUCGCGCGUGUCAAAGCGCAGCUACUCGACCCCAAAUCCGCCAGCAAAGUCAUUGGCCAUCUGCACGCAAUGUCUGCAUCACUAUCAGAUUCAGGCACUGCUAAUACUGGGCCAAUCCGUGCAGUGUGUCUUGACUCAACCGACAAGGAAGCCCACGAGCAGUACUUUGUACAGUUUGGCUCGGUUGCUACUGCAUCAGUGACUGCAUUAUCUGAAGCGUUGGCUGAUGUGCAUCUCGUUGACCUUCUCGCCGCCCCUGACAUGGGUUUCGGCGCACCAGCAUCAUCCCCGGGACUUUUGGCAGGUGCCGUUCCCAGUGCAGAAACUAUCAUUGAUGGCCUCCAGCAAAUAACACCGCAGUUGCUUGCGCUUGGUUAUGCGACGAGCAAGGCGAUUUUGCCGGAUCACAAGGGCGUCAUUGUGCCUACAGAUCGUCUCUCUGUUCUCACAUACUGGUGGGGUUUUGAAGUCUGCAUGCCGCCACCCACACUUGAGCACAUCGCUGCAGCAGCCUCUCCAGGCACUGCUUUGCUCAAUUUGCUAACCGCAUUAUCACUGGUCAGUCCUGGAGUCCGCGAAGUGCUGCCGUUCAUUCGCUAUGUGGCUCAAUUCGUGCAAACUGAGUGGCGCAUGAUCAAGGCAGCCGAUAAGGGUAAGGGUGUGGUCUGCUGUGCUACCUGGAUCAUGCCAGCAGCGAUGAUUGCUCGUCCAUGGGAUUUCCCUGACCCGCCUCCUGCCACCAUUGUAGUUGGCCCUGGGGCAAACCUUGCACCCACCGCAUCGAGGCCCGCUACAGUCGUUGCUACGCCCAAGCCUUCCGUUGAUGCGCCGCGUGCUUCGUCUGCUUACUCCAGCGAAACUGGCGAGGAAGGGGCACGACACGUGAUAUCAAGCGACCCUCCCGUUCUUCCAGAGCUGGUAGUAAGUUCUCCUGCGUCGCAUGAAGGCAAACCUUCCAUCGACCUUGAAAUCCAUAAACCCUCUGCGGAUGUUCCCAGGGAUGCCGAUCCCUUUUCUCUGUAGUCGACUUUGCUAUCUUUCUCGUCACGAUCCAUUUGACCUACUGUCUCGCUUGCCGGUCACCUUUUGUUGUUCGAUACCCACUUGCCGUUUUGUUUUCGAUUGCAACAUACCCUGAUAAUCGUCUGGACUUACAUACCCUCCUACACCACACUCGUUAGCUACAUAUUUGUCAUUCGUUUUCUCAUCACUACUACAGGGCUUAUCUUACCAUCCCUGCAAUUUAUGCAAAGUAAUUCCUCAGCCUAGGUUGGAAGCUAUUAUUU
Suillus paluster is the source of this 2283-nucleotide messenger RNA. RefSeq lists its product as uncharacterized. The coding region runs from base 281 to 2020 and encodes 579 amino acids. The record is from RefSeq and is a predicted model, not a curated record. The transcript is spliced from 3 exons. Lineage: Eukaryota; Fungi; Basidiomycota; Agaricomycetes; Boletales; Suillaceae.